Dreissena polymorpha is the source of this 670-nucleotide messenger RNA. Its product is annotated as NADH dehydrogenase [ubiquinone] 1 alpha subcomplex subunit 6-like. NCBI's taxonomy places the organism in Eukaryota, Metazoa, Mollusca, Bivalvia, Myida, Dreissenidae. The record is from RefSeq and is a predicted model, not a curated record. Gene Ontology annotation, biological process: response to oxidative stress. The transcript has 3 exons. The coding region runs from base 22 to 396 and encodes 124 amino acids.
CCUCGCCUAAACUGCAUAAAAAUGGCCGCUUCUAAGGCCGUCCAAGGACUCAAACAUGCUAAACCGAUUUUAUCCGUGGAUCGAAAUGACGCCAGACGUCGUGUUUUAAAUCUGUAUAAAGCAUGGUAUCGCCAAAUACCAGUUAUCUGCAAUGAGUACCAUAUCAACAAGAGACCCAAGGAUCUAAAUCGUUAUCUUCGACAGCAAUUUGACAAAAAUCGUAAUGUCAAGGAUCUGCGGGUGAUUGAUAUUCUCGUCAUAAAGAGUUUGCAAGAUCUACAUGAAACUAAAAAUUGGUGGAAGAUGGCCAAUCAUGUUCUUUACCCACUUCAGGAGUCAGUGAACCCAAAACCUACAGGCUUUCUGUCCAAGUUCCUUGAGGGCCAUGACCCAUAGGGACUCACACAAUUAACAGUUUUAAUUUCAUGUGGUUUUGUUGUGUUAUGAAAUUUAUAAGUACAGUGUUUAAUUUAGUUAAGCAAGAUUACUAUCCUUCGAUAUUAUUAGAAUGAUCAGGACAUAUUUUUGAGCAAGGUCAACUGUUAAGUUUUAAAGGACUUGUUUACAUACAAUUAAAAAUAUAUAUUUGGUUUUUGAAAUUUGUAUGCAGGAGUGCUUGUAAGAACCAAUACAUGUAUAUUAUGUUUGGUAAAAUACUUUUUUUUUUAAA